Homalodisca vitripennis (glassy-winged sharpshooter) is the source of this 1384-nucleotide messenger RNA. Its product is annotated as keratin, type I cytoskeletal 9-like. The record is from RefSeq and is a predicted model, not a curated record. The transcript is spliced from 3 exons. NCBI's taxonomy places the organism in Eukaryota, Metazoa, Arthropoda, Insecta, Hemiptera, Cicadellidae. Bases 809 to 1276 code for a protein of 155 amino acids.
AAAAAUUUUUUCGUUUCUCAAACAAUCUUGAUUCCUGUAAACCUAUAUUUUUUAAAUACAGGUGGAUGAACAUUGCUCUUUAAUUAUAUUUGAUUGUACCACAACUCCAGCCUGUGGCAACACUUCCCCAGAAAUCACACCUGUUUAAUAAACAUGCCCUGGGUAUCUUUAUAUUAUUUCUUGGAACGCCAGUCUCUUCGAAUAUCCUUAUCCUAUAUAAAUUGCUCACGUGAUUUUGCUUAUAGUAGUCAUAUAGAUCCAGAAAUUUUAAUUAUCUAGUAGCGUCUGUAAGUAUUUAUUCUCUGACCACGCUCAUGUUAAGUAAUGGUAUUGUAAAGUUUAUUUUUAAAUUGACAGCAUUUUUAGAUCUUGACCACUUAUGUCAAUCUGUAAUGUAAUAAACAGAAAUUUUAUUAUGCACACUUUAAAACAUGGAUGGACCGAUGCUUCUAGGUGUCAAACGAGGCUACUCAAACAAGGAUUCACUCCAAUUAGUGAAUUUUAUUUGGUUCAAGUAAUCUAUUAGUAAUUAAUUUAAUAGUUAAUAGGUAUUAAAUUAGUAGGUUUUAUUUGUAAUAAUACUCUACUACAAAUAAUAUACGAGCUAUAUUUGUUUCAGUAGCAGUUAUACUUUGCUAUAUGACGAGAUAAGACAACUUGACCUGCGGGAGCAAUGUGAAGUACUAGCAGACGUAAUGGCCGGGGUUUACCGACAACUUGCUGAUAUAAACAUGAUGGUUCCCACUGCUGCAGCAUUUGAGUUGCUGCUUCAGCCACAGCUACAUCGCAGACUUUUUCAGGCACUACCAUGGAUAUAUCAUCAUCCACUGUUAUACUUGGACUUCUAGUGGUAGUCCCUUCAGUUCUGGCGGAUUGCAGACCUGGCCCAUACCCAUACUGUCAAGACUGGAACAUCGGUAUAAAUAGAGUGAACCCUAGAGGUGCCGUAGUUUACGGUCACGCCAACGUUCCCAUCCAUCAAGGAUCAUCCAGCAGCGCCCACGGCCAAGUACACGGCUCCAGAGUAUUCGGAGGACCGUACAGUGGAGCGCAGACUGUCGGCGGCAACCUCAACUACCAGCACAACAACGGUGUACAUGGCAGUGUUGGGGCGACACACACGAGAGGGGUGGGAAAUUCCUUCAGCGCCUCCGCCGGUGGCAGUGGAAAACUGGGGCCGGGCACUCUGUCUGUAGGGGGCGGCGCUAGCACCAUUCCUGGCUCUAGUAGAGUGCAGGGCCAAGUGGGAGCUACCUACUCUGUGCCUCUGCCUUGAGAUAGGAAUGAUGAAAGUUGUUACGUUUAUAAAAGUUCCUUUCAACCGUUUUGUAAAUAUAUCUUGUACUGUACAUAAAAUAGACAAAUAAAAUGUGUUUUACUAGUA